CGGGCGGCGGCGGCGGCGCCAUUUUGCGGACGGCGAGCAGCGGCGGCGGCGCGGAGAGGCGCAGCGGAGGUUUUGCUGGUUUCGGACCCCAGCGGCCGGAUGGUGAAAUCCUCCCUGCAGCGCAUCCUCAACAGCCACUGCUUCGCCAGAGAGAAGGAAGGGGAUAAACCCAGCGCCGCCGUCCACGCCAGCCGCACCAUGCCGCUCCUCAGCCUGCACAGCCGCGGCGGUCGCAGCAGCGAGAGUUCCAGGGUGUCCCCCAACUGCUGCAGUCACCCGGGUCCGGGGCCUCGGUGGCGUUCCGAUGCCCCUCACCCACCCCCGAAGAUCCCAGGUGGGCGAGGGAAUAGCCAGAGGGAUCGCAGUCCGCCAGCUAACUUAUUGUACUCGGACCACCGGCUGGACGUGACCGAGGAAGGGACGAGCAGCCCGACGCGGAUCCUGCACGUGCAGUCCCGGCUCACAGAGGCCAGGGCCGUCCACUGGCGGGCCGUGCUCAGCGGUAGCGGCCUCUACAUCGAGAUCCCGGGGGGCCCGCUGCCCGAGGGGAGCAAGGACAGCCUCGCGGUGCUGCUGGAGUUCGCGGAGGAGCAGCUGCGCGUGCAGCACGUCUUCAUCUGCUUCCCCAAGAGCCGCGACGACCGAGCCGCCCUGCUCCGGACCUUCAGCUUCUUGGGCUUCGAGAUCGUGAGACCGGGCCACCCCCUGGUCCCCAAGAGACCCGACGCGUGCUUCAUGGCCUACACGAUGGAGAGAGAGUCCUCGGGGGAGGAGGAGUAGGGGCGCACCCCCUCCCCGCCCCGCGCCCCGACCCUCGGCUCCGCCCCAGCCCCGACCCGGGUUUGCCCGCAUGUUGUGAUUGUGCAAAUAAAACGCUCCGGAUUAGCCGCUAGUUCCCGUGUAAUAGUGUGUGUGACACUCAAGUAUUUGCUUUGAUUCUGAAUAAAAGUUUCUAUUUUACUUUC
Messenger RNA from Sorex araneus (European shrew), 965 nucleotides. RefSeq names its product ornithine decarboxylase antizyme 1 (gene OAZ1). Lineage: Eukaryota; Metazoa; Chordata; Mammalia; Eulipotyphla; Soricidae. Gene Ontology annotation, molecular function: ornithine decarboxylase inhibitor activity. Gene Ontology annotation, cellular component: nucleus; cytoplasm. The record is from RefSeq and is a predicted model, not a curated record. Gene Ontology annotation, biological process: positive regulation of protein catabolic process.